CACUGGCACUGGCACGCGCUAUGGCAAAUGAAGUGCAAGUCCUGCCCUCCCCGCUGAAAGGGGGCCAUCCUCCCGCAGUAAAAGCUGGAGGGAAGCGAAUUUCCAAAAAACAAGAAAUUGGCAUCUUGGAGAGACACACCAAAAAAACAGGACCUGAGAAAACAAGUGCUAUUAUGAAUGUUGCCAAAAUACAGACGAUGGAUGCCCUGAAUGACACACUGGAGAAGCUCAGCCAUAAAUUUCCAGCAAUAGUGCACAUGGCACAUCAAAAACCCAGACCUGCUCUGGAGAAGGUCACUCCAAUGAGAAGGAUCUACAUUAUUCAACAGCCUCGAAAAUGUUAAGCUGGGACGUAAAACACAGCCGUCUGCCCAACUGCCUUCAACAUCUGACAGCUUAGCUAAAGGACUAAAACUUUCCUUAGGCUUAGUGCACUUGCUUGGUAAAUAAAAUAGCC
Eptesicus fuscus (big brown bat) is the source of this 457-nucleotide messenger RNA. RefSeq names its product death associated protein like 1 (gene DAPL1). Lineage: Eukaryota; Metazoa; Chordata; Mammalia; Chiroptera; Vespertilionidae. Gene Ontology annotation, molecular function: death domain binding. The coding region runs from base 21 to 344 and encodes 107 amino acids. Gene Ontology annotation, biological process: cellular response to amino acid starvation; negative regulation of autophagy; apoptotic signaling pathway. The transcript has 4 exons. The record is from RefSeq and is a predicted model, not a curated record.